AUGUGGUUUUGGCUAUUGCUUGCAAUUUCGGCCAUUAUAAAAUGUUCAGCAACUAAAUAUACGCCUGAUUGGAAUUCUCUGGAUAAUCGUCCGCUUCCCUCGUGGUAUGACGAGUCAAAAUUUGGGAUCUUCUGCCAUUGGGGUGUCUACUCAGUUCCAGCCUACAGGUCCGAAUGGAUGUGGUGGUAUUGGAAAGGAGACAAUCCUGAUCAAGACGUCAACAAGUACAUCAGUAACAAUUAUAAACCCGGAACUACUUAUGCCGAUUUUGCAAAAGACUUCACCGCUGAACUGUUUGAUCCGAAAGAAUUUGUGGAGGUCGUCAAAAAUUCGGGUGCGCGCUAUUUUGUGUUCACCAGCAAGCAUCAUGAAGGAUUCACAAUGUGGCCGAGUAGAACAUCAUGGAACUGGAAUUCUGUUGAUAUCGGACCUAAAAGAAACAUUGUCGGCGAACUGAAAAAUGCUUUCAAGGAUACCGAUGUACACUUCGGAUUGUACUUUUCACAGUUCGAAUGGUUUCAUCCCCUUUUUCUGGACGACGGCAAAUAUAACACAUCUUUAUAUCCGAAGGUUUCACUUGAUAUUUUUAAAUAUGUUAAAUUUGGAUUAAUCUCAUAUCCCCAAAUGAUGGAAAUUGUGAGAGAAUUCAACCCGGAAAUAAUUUGGAGUGAUGGUGAAUGGGAUAAGUCCGACGACUAUUGGAGAGCAAAGGAAUUCCUUGCAUGGCUCUACAAUUCUAGUCCAGUGAGAAACAGAGUUGUUGUGAAUGACCGAUGGGGAGCAGGAACCAUGGGAAAACAUGGUGGAUUUAUGACAUACGCUGAUCAUUAUGAUCCAGGAACUUUGCUCAAAAGGAAGUGGGAGAAUUGUAUGACAAUGGAUAAAGCUUCUUGGGGAAAUCGAAGAACAAUGCGGGCAGCAGAUGUCCACAGUUCGUUUGAAAUAAUCGAGCAGCUGGCGCGAACUGUAGCAUGUAAUGGGAACCUGUUGUUGAAUAUUGGGCCAGACAUGCAUGGAAGAAUUCCAUCCAUAUUUGAAUCAAGACUUCAGGAAGUUGGAACAUUUAUCAACGCCAACUCAGAAGCACUAUUUGAGACAAAACCGUGGAUUUAUCAAAACGACACAAAUGCUCCAAAUGUGUGGUACACUUCAAAAUAUCGUUCAGGACUUGUUAACAAAAAGCAUUCGCCGAUUUAUAAUGCGCAAUUACAACAUGAAACUAUUAUUUAUGCUUGGGUGUUGGAUACAAAACAUGAUAAAAUCCAAUUGAACUCGAUUACUACUACAGAUGAGACAAAAGUGAGCAUUCUUGGAACAAGUCAGGUGCUCACUGGAUUCAAGAAAAAUGUCCCUCUAAUGAUUGAGAGCUCGCAAAUCGACUGGCGCUCGCUGAUUCGAAUUGAUGUGAUUGUUUUGAAAAUUGAAUAUGCGGCAACCCAACUGAUGCAUUGGAUUGACUUGCCAUACAAUGAUUCGACAGCGAACAUGAAUACAGCAUUUGAUGGUAGUGGUAGAGCGUUGGCAUUUUUUAAAGUUUCAGCUACCGAGUAUAUGUACGACGAUCGCGAGGAAAUUAAUAAGGGCAGCUAUGCUUGCCAAAUGGUUUUGGAUGUGCCUUGA
This is a messenger RNA of Caenorhabditis bovis, 1620 nucleotides long. Lineage: Eukaryota; Metazoa; Nematoda; Chromadorea; Rhabditida; Rhabditidae. The record is from the annotation of a GenBank genome assembly.